AUUGGGGUAAUUUGACCAUGCAUACCUAUAUUGUGUGAUCAUGUGUGAUUUCCGUUAUAAUCAAUCAAAAUCAAACAACAAUACUAAUUAACACUUGUUACUUUUUGUUGCUGUACAGAGAAACCGUUUUGUAUUUGAAAUGUAUUAAUAAGAUCACCGUGUUACUAAUUCAGCAUGUAGGUUUCUGAUUCGUUUAAGUAUGGCACGAAGAUUAAAAAUUGAAUCAGGAUUACAAUUUUAUGGAAGAAUCCAACCACGGCCAACUCUUCAGAACUUGGAUAAUAUUCUAUUCCCAAAUGGUUUAUCUAACAAUGACACUAUUGAAAUUAAUGCAAGUUCAGCUUCUGGGAAUUCUUUAUUAUUAACUCGGUUAAUUGCGCAAUGCAUUUUGCCAUUUAAUCAUAAUGACAAGGAAAUUGGUGGUAUUGAUGCCCGUGUAUUAUUAAUUAAUACAAACCAUAACUUUUUGGUUUCAAAACUUGUAAACAUGAUGAUGAAUAUUUUAAAUGAGAAAGAAGUUUUAGAUUCAAGCCAAGUUAUUGACGAUAUCAUCAAACGAUCUUUAACUAAUUUAACCAUUAUUAAUUGUUAUUCAAGUUUUCAUUAUUUACUAACGUUAAAAACACUAGACAUUGUCAUAAGUAGUAAGAAAAUUAGUCUUGUAACGAUAGAUACCAUAGAUGCAUAUUAUUGGGAAGAUCGAAAGAGCGGGGGACAACGGACAAUGAGUAGUUACAUAAAAAAUCUUUUGAUGUCAGUACAGAAACAUACUUUUCAUUGGAACAACGUUUUUAUAUAUACUCGGUUAAAUUUUUAUAAAAAUAAAAGUAAAGAUUCUGUCACUUGUGUUCGUGAACCAACUGAGAGUAGAAUAAAUUACAGAUUGAAACUUGAAUAUUGUAGUAAAAAAAAUAAACAUAUGUGUUCAAUUGAAUCUCAUGAAAAAACUUGGCUAAUCGAAAGUCCGAUCAACUCUAAUUAAAUGGAUUGUUGACACAAAUGAAACUCGAGAAUUCAUCGAAAAUAAAAAAAAUAUUUUGUAUGCGUAACUCAUAAAUACUGAGAUUGCUUUGAAAUAUUAAACUUAUCCAAUUUAUGUACUGAGAAUAUGAUAUAAAAAAAAAUAAAAUUUAAUCACUUUAGCUGUACUUCAGUAAUUUAUUUA
Molecule: messenger RNA, 1165 nt
Organism: Microplitis mediator
Lineage: Eukaryota; Metazoa; Arthropoda; Insecta; Hymenoptera; Braconidae
Gene: Xrcc2
Product: DNA repair protein XRCC2-like
Exons: 2
Coding region: 200-982 (260 amino acids)
Biological process (GO): double-strand break repair via homologous recombination; DNA strand invasion
Cellular component (GO): replication fork; centrosome; Rad51B-Rad51C-Rad51D-XRCC2 complex
Molecular function (GO): four-way junction DNA binding
Source: RefSeq, a predicted model, not a curated record